ACUAUAUCACACAAGUGAGACCAAUUUAACGGAGUGGCUUGUUUAACACGUCCUUCCUCUUCCUCUGAAAGGAGAAGAUAGAUACGUCACAGAGCUCUCUCUCUCUCCCCCUUCUCCCUUUCUCGCCGGCCUUUUGCUGUCAGUCUUCUUUCGUUGGCUCAAUUCAUUGUUACUUUAAAUUGAUGAGAUGAUGAUGGGUCAAGGUUAUUAUGGUUAUGGAGGAGCAUCUUCACCUUCCUCUUCAAAUUUAUCGGCUUUAGCUCCUCCUUUUACUGUUGAUCGGUCUGUACCAAAAUCGGGGUCUAACCCUCUUGUUGAUUUGACUGAACCAACUUAUGCUGUUACCUUCAAUUCCUCUUUGCAUAAUUGGGUUGGUGCUCACCCUCCUAGUUCUAGGCUUGAUUACUUUUCCAUUUCAAACUCUGAAUUUGAUUCUGUGCCUUCAUCAAAUGCAUAUGGAUAUUCUUCUUCCACUGCCCAUGUGCCUCCUUUGAACCCUUGUGUUUCAGUUUCUGCCUCAACUAAUCUUCUUGAAGUCAAACCAUAUUAUCCUUCCUAUGUUUCUCCUGCAAUUGGAAGUGAUGGUUCCUUGGGAGUCUCCCACCAUUCUGGUUAUGAUUUAUUGUCUACUACUCAUGUUGCAACACCCAAUGGUUCUUCUAAUGAUGAUUACAUCCAAAGUUUGUCUGGUAUGGAGCAUUUGGCCCAGUGGAGCGGCUUGUGGGAGGGACUUGUGGAUUGGCAGCAGAGUGAACAGGUGCAGCUUGAAAGGAGUUUUUCCUCAAAUGAGAAUUUUAUCGAUCAAGGGUUAUAUGCAUCUGACAGCAUGAGUAAAUAUGAAGAAGCUUCCCAUAGCAUUGAUACAAUUGGCGGGGACAACCAUGCUGAAACUGUAGUAAUAGAAAAGUUAGAUUACAAGCCCUUCCUGGGUGAAAAUCCCAAAUUCUUACCUACUGAGUAUUCUAAAACUUCAAGCUCAACAUCUACUUUGCUAGUUCCAGAAAACUGUUCUCAGGCACCAGCCAUAAAAGCUGUCAAUUCCUGGAACCAUCAAAUGCCAUUCGGUGCUUCAUAUGAAAAAUGCUUCAGAAAGCAUGAUGCAAGUCCAAGUGAUUUUGCAACAAUCGUAAACUCUUCUUCCCCUGCUGUUGUCAUUAGACCACCAGAUACAAGUUCACCUAGAAAUAUGAACCCCGGAAAUGAUGAAGAUGAUAAAGAUUUUGCUAGCAAAGAUUCCUCUGUUGUAAAGGAGCCUCAUCCAUUUAUGAGCUCCAAAGGGUAUGUUUACUUUGAUGCCAGCCAAGUCAGCUUCCAUCUUCAACAAAAUGAUCAGGUUGCUGCUGAAUUUUCCUCGGCAAAAAAUGAAGAGCAAUCAAGUAGUGGGGAUGCUUCUGCAGAUGCUUUGAAUAAUUUUGCAAAGGGAAAACCUGGAAUUCAAGCUCCUCAUAGAAGUCUAGAUGGUUUCAAUUUGGUAGUUGAUAAAAAUGAAGCCAUCAAUUCUGUAAAAAAUCAUUCUGAGAAUUUAGAUAAUUACACCCCUGCUGUGGACUCUCCUUGCUGGAAGGGGGCUCCAGUUUCUCAAUUUUCUCAGUUUGAAGUUUCUGAGGCCGUCACUCCACAGAAUAUGAAAAAGCUAGAAGCUUGUAGUGGCUCAAAUCUUCAAAGCCAUCAAAUUUUCACUUUUAGUGCCAAUGAUGCUGUAAAGAGCUUCCCUGAAAAAACAAGCAAAAACUCAGUACACCAUGAUGCUUGGAGUUUAGGAAAUCAUUCAACUUCUUCUCUAAGAAGGCCUUUGGUUGCUAAUGUGUUUCCUAGAGAAGAAAUUGUUGAUGCUGCGAAAUCAGGACCCCAAUAUACAAACUCUAGUUGUUUCGAAGGGGUUCAAAUUUCUGAUGAUGCUGUGUCUAACAAAUCAACUGAUAAUUCUGAUCACAAACCUCAUAAAAACGAGCAACAAAGUUGUGAAGGUGCCAAAUGGACAUCUGGAAAAAAUUGUGCACCAGGUUUUGGCGCUAACAUCAAAUCAACUGAUAAUUCUGAUCAUAGACCUCACCAAAAUGAGGAACACAGUUGUGAAGAUGCCAAAUGGACAUCUGGAAAAAAUUGUGCACCAGGUUUUGGCGCUAACAUCAAAUCAACUGAUAAUUCUGAUCAUAGACCUCACCAAAAUGAGGAACACAGUUGUGAAGAUGCCAAAUGGACAUCUGGAAAAAAUUGUGCACCAGGGUUUGGCAUUGACAUUGAGAUGGAAAUGAAUGACAACCCUGAUGAUUGUUCAUCUCAUGUUCCAUUUGAUGCCAUAGAGCAUGUGUUACAUUCCCCACCUUUUGCAGAUGAUGUUCCUACUAAGCUCUCUAAAUCACAUGGAGAAGAAUCAACACGGACGAUGAAUGUCAGAACAUUGCUUGAUACGAUGCAGAAUCUGUCAGAAUUACUUCUAUUUCAUUUUUCACAUGAUGCUUGUGAAUUGAAUGAAGAUGAUUAUGGGGUCCUUAAAGGUGUGAUCAGUAAUCUUGAUUUGUGUAUGCUGAAGAAUGUGGAGACAAUGACUUCACUACAAGAGUCAGUUAUUCCUCAGAAAGCCAGUUCUCAACUUCAUGGAAAGUCAGCUAAGCUUCAGAAGGAUAUGAAUGCGUCUUUGAUUGAUCCUCCUAAUUCUGAAGCCCAGUUCAAGCGUCAGCAUGUCCAGGACAAUGAGCUAAAUACAGUUCCUGAUAAGAAUGAUGAGAAAUUGCCCAAUUUUGGUUCUUUAAGGGCUGCUGCGGACAUAUCAAUAGAUGAUAACAUGACCCAGGCUAUAAGGAAGGCCCUCAAGGAGAGUUUUCAUGUUGAGGAAGAAACAGAUCCACAAGUUAUUUUGUACAAGAAUCUGUGGCUUGAGGCAGAAGCUUUACUGUGUUCUGCUGGCUGUAUGGCUCGCUAUCAACGAAUGAAGAGUGAGAUGGAAAAAUGUGACUCACAAAAAGUUACUGGUUUACAAGAAUAUACUGCAUUUAUGGAGAAAUUAUCAAGGUCUAAGGUUUCAACUGAACCAGGCAUGAAUAAGAUGCUGGCAUCUGAUACUAAGGGUAGCCCUCAAACAGGUACUUCCAUCCCGGAGUCAUCUAUCAAAAGCAUGACCAAACAUGAAGAUGAAGUUGCUGCCCGAUAUCAUAUCUUAAAAUGCCAAGCUGAGAGCUCUAAUACUUUAAAUACUUCAGGCGUGGACAAAACUAUUGAUUUUACAUUGUUGCCUAGUUCCAAAAUUUCUUUGAAUCUGAACAACAUCGACAAAUUAGCUUGUGAAGAGAAAGAUAGCCAAAAGCCUGACUUAUCCAUCCAGGAUUCCCCCAAGUUAAGUACCAGCCAGGUAGAUGAUUUUGAAGAUUCUGUUAUGGCAAGAUUCCAGAUCCUCAAAAGCCGGGUUGAAAACGUGAAUUCCGUGGAUAAAGAAGAGCAUCAGAGAGCAACUAAUGAUCUUGGAUAUGCAGGUUUGCGAAGGCAUUGGCCAAUGUGUGAACAUGAAUCAGAGGACAGAAUUCUGAAUGUAAAUAUGGAAUCCGUGUCAGAAAAUCAUGCUGGUUACUCUACCGAAGACAAAUUGACUGUCAAGGAAUUCCGUCUAUUUGUGAAGGAUGAUCCAAUGAACAAUAGGCCAGGGGAUCAGUUUCAUGAUGGCUCUUCAGAUUGGGAGCAUGUAUUGUUCGAGGAGCUUGCAGUGCAGAACUGUUGAACCCUGAAUUACAUCCUUGACACUCCUCAAAUGGUUGAUGAUGGUAUCUUUACUGUUACUAAAUAACAUGUAUAUAUUGUUUGACUGGACAUCCAUUUUUUACUUGCUUUGAGAGUGUUGAACAUGUAAAAAGCUUCCUACAUAUAUAUGGUUAAAUAUGUAAAUAUAUAUGUUCCAAAUGUGGACAAAAGGGCUUAGGCUCGGUCUCUUUCUUCACUCUUUUCUUUCUUCAAA
Jatropha curcas is the source of this 3946-nucleotide messenger RNA. Lineage: Eukaryota; Viridiplantae; Streptophyta; Magnoliopsida; Malpighiales; Euphorbiaceae. The record is from RefSeq and is a predicted model, not a curated record.